Entamoeba dispar SAW760 is the source of this 3933-nucleotide messenger RNA. RefSeq names its product bile salt export pump, putative. Gene Ontology annotation, cellular component: membrane. Lineage: Eukaryota; Evosea; Mastigamoebida; Endamoebidae. Gene Ontology annotation, molecular function: ATP binding; ABC-type transporter activity; ATP hydrolysis activity. The coding region runs from base 1 to 3933 and encodes 1310 amino acids. Gene Ontology annotation, biological process: transmembrane transport. The transcript has a single exon. The record is from RefSeq and is a predicted model, not a curated record.
AUGAGCGUAACAACAAACACUGUUACUGACGCAUUUGCUAUAUUUGAUGUUACACCUGACCCAGAUGAGUUAGCAAGAAAAAAUAAAAAACCAGAAGAUUCAGGAAGUGUUACUGUUAGGCAAUUAUAUAGGUAUGCUAAUUGGCUUGAUUUAAUUCUUCUUGCUGUUGGUAUUUUUGGUUCUAUUGGAUGUGGUGUAUUAACUCCAUGUCAAAUGUUAGUUAUGGGAGAUAUGGUUGAUACUUUUAAUACAAAUGAUCUUAUGAAAGCCUUCCCAAGUCCAGAUGCAAUGUAUGAUCCGAAUUAUUAUCUUCCAUUUAAUCACCAAGUCACUGAAACUGUUGCAGAUACUAUUAAUGAUCUUGUAUUAAAGAUGGUCUGUUUUGCUAUUGGAAGUGGUGUUGGUUCUUUCUUAAUGACUUUUUGUUUCUUUGUUAUGUCAGAACGACAAGGGAUUAAAAUUAGAAUGUUAUAUUUCAGAGCGUUAUUAAGACAAGAUGCUGGUUGGUAUGAUUUCCAUGAAUCUGGUGAAUUAACUUCUAGAAUUGCUUCUGAUGUCCAACAAAUUCAAGAUGGAAUGUCUCAAAAAUUUGGUAUUAUUUUCCAAACAACCACUUCAUUCAUUGCUGGAUAUGCAAUUGGAUUUGCAAAGGAUUGGGAUCUUACAUUAGUUAUUAUGUCAAUGUCUCCAUUUAUUGUUUUAUCUAUGACAUUAUUAGCUGUAUUUGCUACAAAAUUCACUGUAUUAGGAGAAGAAUAUCUUGCUAGUGCUGGUGCUAUUGCUGAAGCUACAAUUGGUAAUAUGAGAACUGUUCAAUCACUUGGUCAAGAACAUGAAUUUUGUGAAAUCUUUAAUCAAAAAAUUAGAGUUGUUGAUCGUUAUAGUGUUCUAAAAGGUCUCACUGUUGGAUUAGGACUUGGAGCAGUUAUGUUCUUUAUUAUGGGUGCUUUUUCAUUAGGAAGUUGGUAUGCUUCAGUUGUAUUAAGAGGAAAAGGAGGAAAGAAAAGUGUUACUGCUGGUGAUGUCAUGAUUGUCUUUAUUUGUGUAUUAAUUGCAACUCAAGGACUUUCUAUCAUUGCUAUUCCAUUAAAUAUAUUUGCUACAGCUAAAGCUUCUGCAUAUAGAAUUUAUCAAACAAUUGAUAGAAUUCCAGAUAUUGAUUGUAGAUCUACAGCUGGUGAAUGUCCAAGUGAGUGUAAUGGAAAUAUUACAUUAGAAGAUGUUCAAUUUAGAUAUCCAACAAGACCAACUAAACAAAUUCUUGGUGGACUUGAUCUUGAAAUUAAAAAAGGACAAACAGUUGCAUUAGUUGGAGCAUCAGGAUGUGGUAAAUCAACUACUAUUCAAUUAGUCCAAAGAAACUAUGACCCAGUUGGUGGAUCAGUUAAAUUAGAUGGAAAAGAUUUAAGAGAUUUAAAUAUUAAAUGGUUAAGAAAUCAAAUAGGAUUAGUUGGACAAGAACCUAUUUUGUUUGCAUGUACUAUCAGAGAAAAUAUUAUGCUUGGAGCAAGAGAUGGAGAAACACCAACUGAAGAAGAAAUGAUUGAAUGUGCUAAAAUGGCAAAUGCACAUGAUUUCAUUUCUCAUCUUCCAGAAGGAUAUGAUACAAUGGUAGGAGAAAAAGGUGCUGCAUUAUCAGGAGGACAAAAACAAAGAAUUGCUAUUGCACGUGCAUUAAUUAGAAAACCUAAAAUCUUAUUACUUGAUGAAGCUACAUCAGCACUUGACACUCAAAGUGAAAAAAUUGUACAACAAGCACUUGAAAAAGCUAGUGAAGGAAGAACAACAAUUGUUGUAGCACAUAGAUUAACAACUGUUAGAAAUGCUAGUAGAAUUUGUGUAUUCCAUCAAGGAGAAAUUAUAGAACAAGGAACACAUCAAGAAUUAAUGGAAUUAAAAGGAACAUAUUAUGGAUUAGUUAAAAGACAAAGUAUGGAAGAAGAAGUUGAUCAAGAAACAGUUGAAAAUGAUUUAAAGAAAAUUAGAGAACAAGAAAAUAAAGAAGCAGAAGAAAUUAAUCAACAUAAGAAUGCAGAUACAAAUGAAGAUCCAGAUGUUGUACAAAAAUUAGAAGAUGAAUAUAAUAAUGAAAUGAAGAAAUUGAAACAUUCAAAUAGAUUUGUAUUAUUAAGAGUUAUUCUUGAUAAUUUCAGACAUGAAUGGUUCUUAUCAAUACUUGGAUUUAUUGGAGGAAUUGGAGGUGGUGCUAUUUUCCCAUUCUUUACAUUAAAAAUUGUUGACUUAAUUAUGUGUUUAUUAUCAAUUAAUUCAGAUACUCUUACUGAUGACCAAAAGGAUACUAUUAAAAAUAUUUGUAUAAUUGUUGUUGUUAUAGGUGUUGCAUCAUUUAUAUCAUACUUUAUGUAUAUUGGAUUAUUCUUAUCAGCAGGAUUUAAGAUGAUUGGUCGUGUUAGAAAAGAUAUGUAUCAUUCAAUAAUGCAUCAAAAUAUCUCAUGGUUUGAUAGAAAAGAAAAUAUGGUAGGAUCAUUAACAACAAGACUUGCAUCUGAUCCAACAACAUUACAAGGAAUUUCAGGAGAACGUGUUGGAAAUGUUAUUCAUAUUAUUUCUACAAUUGGAUUUGCUUUAGGUAUUGCAUUCUAUUAUGAUUGGAGAGUUUCAUUAUGUGUUAUGGCUGUAUCUCCAGUAUUAAUUGUUGUUGUAUUUAUUAAUGGAAAAUUAAAUUCAUUAGAAGCUUGUCCAGCACAAGCAGCAUAUGAAAGAUCAGGAGUUACUCUUGUUGAAGCAGUUGAAUCAGUAAGAACAGUUCAAUCAUUAACUCGAGAAGAACAUUUCCUUGAAGUAUUUAAGGAAGCAUUAAGAGAACCAAGAAGAGGAAUUUAUAAAUGGGCACCAUUGUUAUCAAUUUUCAAUUGUUUGACUACAUUAUUGACUCAAGUUAUGAAUCCAUAUGGAUUUUAUAUUGGAACAUAUUUAAUUAAAAAGAAGAGUGAAUAUGAUCUUCCAGUACCUGAUUUUAUGGUACAAUUCAGUGAUAAGUUUGAAGAAAUGCAAAAAGCUAUUAUGGCAGUUAUUUUUGCAGCACAAGCAGUUGGUAAUUUAGGAAAUAUUGUCCCAGAUAUUGGAAAAGCUGUUAGAGCAGCAAAGAAUACAUAUGAUGUUAUUGAUAGAAAACCAAGUAUUGAUUGUUAUAGUGAAGAAGGUGAAACAUUUAAUGAUAUUAAAGGAGAAAUUGAAUUUAAAGAUAUUUGUUUCAGAUAUCCAACAAGACCAGAUAAUUCUGUCUUAAAAGGUAUUUCAUUCAAAGUAGAACAAGGAAAGACUGUUGCAUUAGUUGGGGCAUCAGGAUGUGGUAAAUCAACAUCAGUUCAAUUGAUUGAAAGAUUUUAUGAUCCAACACAUGGAGAUGUAUUAUUAGAUGGACAUAAUAUAAAGGAUUUAAAUAUCCAUUUCUUAAGAAGUCAAAUUGGAAUGGUAGGACAAGAACCAGUAUUAUUUGCUGAGAGUGUUAUGGAUAAUAUUAGAAGAGGUAUUCCUAAAGGUGUUGAAGUUACCAAUGAACAAAUUUAUGCUGCUGCUAAAAUGGCAAAUGCACAUGAUUUCAUUUCAGCAAUGCCAGAAGGAUAUAAUACAAUGGUAGGUGAUAGAGGUGCACAAAUUUCAGGAGGACAAAAACAAAGAAUUGCUAUUGCACGUGCAUUAAUUAGAAAUCCAAAAGUAUUAUUACUUGAUGAAGCUACAUCAGCACUUGAUUCAGAAAGUGAAAAAAUAGUACAAGAUGCACUUGACAAAGCAGCAAAAGGAAGAACAACAAUUGUUAUUGCACAUAGAUUAUCAACUAUUCAAAAUGCAGAUCAAAUAUGUGUUAUUAUGAGAGGAAGAAUUGCAGAAAGAGGAACACAUCAAGAAUUAAUAGAUUUAAAAGGAUUUUAUUAUACACUUGCUAUGCAACAAUUUGGAACUGUGAAUUAG